Molecule: messenger RNA, 906 nt
Organism: Rosa chinensis
Lineage: Eukaryota; Viridiplantae; Streptophyta; Magnoliopsida; Rosales; Rosaceae
Product: ganglioside-induced differentiation-associated-protein 2
Exons: 3
Coding region: 111-725 (204 amino acids)
Source: RefSeq, a predicted model, not a curated record
CGCUUCCCCCCACCACCUCCCUCCGAUCCUUUAUAUAACUAACGCUCCUCUCACUUUGCUCCUCACAAUCCUUGUCAACCUUAUUCCCUCUCAUAUUCUUCCAUCACGAAAUGAGCACCACCGCUCAACUCUCCGAUUCCGAGCAGCGUGCCCUCGUCGAAAAGCUCCACGUCUUCAAGAUCAAAGGCCGCGACAAACGCGGCCGCACCAUCCUUCGCGUCAUCGGAAAAUUCUUUCCAGCUCGGAUUGUGAGCGUGGAUAAUCUGAGGAAGUAUCUGGAAGAGAAGAUAUUCCCGGAAUUGGAGAACAAGCCGUUCGCGGUGGUGUACGUCCACACCGGAGUUCAGAGGUCCGAGAAUUUCCCCGGAAUCUCGGCCCUCCGAUCAAUCUACGACGCGAUCCCGAUCAACGUCAAGCGGAAUCUCGAGGCCGUCUAUUUCCUUCACCCAGGUCUCCAGGCCCGGCUCUUCUUGGCCACCUUCGGCCGUUUCCUUUUCACCGGAGGGGUGUAUGGGAAGCUGAAGUACGUCAGCAGGCUCGAUUAUCUGUGGGAGCACGUGAGGAGGAGCGAGAUCGACGUCCCUGAUUUCGUUUAUGAUCACGAUGAGGACUUGGAGCACCGUCCGAUGAUGGACUAUGGAUUGGAGAGUGAUCACCCGAGGGUGUAUGAUGCACCCGCGGUGGAUUCCUCUGUGUCUAUGUACUCCAUGAGGUGCAUCUCGUAGUGGGCCUAUCGGGCCUUUAGUCUCAGACUUUUUACAUGGGCCGUUUAAUUUUGGGCAUUCCCGCUGUACACAGUAAUUUUGUGUUUCUCCUUGUACAAAUAACGUUGAAUCAUGGUUAAAAAAAAAAAGGGUAUAUUUGUAGUAUAAAAACUAAAUUUGGAAGUACGUUUUUUCCAUACCA